This is a messenger RNA of Leucoraja erinaceus (little skate), 3120 nucleotides long. Its product is annotated as fibronectin type III domain-containing protein 7-like. The transcript has 12 exons. NCBI's taxonomy places the organism in Eukaryota, Metazoa, Chordata, Chondrichthyes, Rajiformes, Rajidae. The record is from RefSeq and is a predicted model, not a curated record. Gene Ontology annotation, molecular function: protein binding. The coding region runs from base 94 to 3120 and encodes 1008 amino acids.
GUAAGUGCUCAUUUGGACUGUACAGCACGCACAACAUCAGUGUGUUGGGAGCAGAGUGAAGGUGCAGUGUUCUACACGGCCAUUGCAGAAGGAAUGGAAGGAGACAGAUACUCGUGCAAUGCAACAGCGGCAAACUGUGAGAUCCUGGGCCUCCCAUGUGGCCAGAUGUACGGCAUAACUGUGUUAGCAAUGGACGGGAAAUGCACCAGUUUACCAAGUCCAGCUUUUGAAAUUCAAGCAGAACCUUGUAUCCCACAGAGAGUGGUUGCUCACAUCAACUGUGAAAAUAACACCAUCUCAGUGUUUUGGGAUCCCAGCAACGGUUCAGAGUCAUACCAUGUAACAGCACAAGGAAUCAAUGGCCAUUGGGCCUCCUGCAAUACAACAGGCACUGAAUGUGAGGUCUCUGAUGUGCACUGUGGACUGAACUACUAUAUAACUGUAGAGGCAAUCCGCAUGGGGUGUAACAGCUCACAAAGCUCUGCUUUAACAGUUAAAACAGUACCGUGUGUGCCCCAGAAUGUUGACGCUCACAUGGACUGUGAUGCUGGACAUAUGUCGGUCUCCUGGGAGUUCAGUGAAGGUGCAAUAUCAUACAUGGCUACUGCAGAAGGGAGCAAUGUGCAGCAAUGCAGUGCCAAUGAUACACUGUGUGAUAUCACCGACCUACACUGUGGAGAGACCUACACCCUCUCAGUUUUUGCGAUUGAUGACAGCUGUGACAGUGCUGAAAGUCCUUCCAUCACAAUGAGAACAGUUUCGUGCAUCCCACAGAAUCUUGAUGUCCAGUUGGACUGUGACACGAACGAUGCCUCUGUGCUGUGGAGCCACACUAAAGGUGCCGUGUCUUACUCCGCCACAGCAGAAGGAAGCAAUGGGCACGUGACUGCCUGUGAGACAGUCAAUACAGAAUGUCAAAUACCCAGCCUACACUGUGGACAGGUGUAUAAUGUAACGCUGACAGUACUGGACGGUGGAUGUGACAACUCACAAAGCUCCCAGAUUGUAUUGAACACGGCACCUUGUGCACCAGAGGACAUCUCCACCAGUCUGAACUGUGACACCAAGAGUACAUCAGUGGCCUGGGAGGAGAGUGAUGGGGCGAUGUGGUACAUUACAACAGCAGAAGGACAAGAUGGACACAUUUCACUGUGUAACACAACGUGGACAAGCUGCGAAUUCAUGGACCUGCACUGCAGUCAAACGUACUCACUAACUGUAACAGCGAUGGACAGUUACUGUCAGAGUGUAAACACCUCCGUCUUUGAAGCUGAAACAGCCCCUUGUCCCCCUCAGAACGUACAUGCUGAUAGUGUUGCCGUCACUGCCUUUGUAACAUGGGAGUUGAGUAACCUCACAGUGUGGUACACUGCAACAGCAGAGGGCAGCGAUGGACACACGGCCACUUGUACCACGUCCGACACAAACUGUCUAAUCCCAGAUCUUCACUGCAGCCAAACGUACAUCAUCUCCGUCCUCGCAUUUGGUGAAACCUGCAGCAGUCUCCAAGGCUCCAGUUAUGAAAUUUAUACAGCCCCUUGUGCCCCAGAUGAAAUUAUCACCAAUGUGGAUUGUACCUCCAAUAGAGUGGUGGUAUCUUGGGGAAGAACUGAUGGGGCGAUCUCGUACGAUGUAACAGCUGAAGGAAGUGAUGGGCACAUACACUCAGACAACACCACAGAAACACGCUAUGAAAUGCUGGAUUUACACUGUGGACAAUCCUAUAACAUAACCGUAACAACUCUGAGUUACAGCCGGCACGGCAUUUCAACUACUUCUGUACAAAUACAAACUGUCGCUUGUGAUCCUCAUAAUGUCAAAGCACAACUGGACUGCAACGUCAAUACAGCAUUGGUAAUGUGGGACUACACUAAAGGAGCACUGUGGUACACUGCCGUUGUGGAAGGUGCUGAUGGGAACAAUGUCUCGUGCAGCACAUCAGAAACAUCCUGUAGAACACCCGCGUUACUCUGUGGCCAGUUAUAUUCUGUACAUGUUGUAGCAUCGGACAGGACUUGUAACCACUCUGUGAGUUCUUCAACUGAAAUUCAGACAGCUCCCUGCAGUCCCCAGAAUGUAAGUGCUUAUUUGGACUGUACAGCACGCACAACAUCAGUGUGUUGGGAGCAGAGUGAAGGUGCAGUGUUCUACACGGCCAUGGCAGAAGGAAUGGAAGGAGACAUAUACUCGUGCAACACAACUGAAGCAAACUGUGAGAUCCUGGGCCUCCCAUGUGGCCAGUGGUACAAUGUAACUGUGUUAGCAAUGGACGAGAAUUGCACCAGUUUACCAAGUUCAGCUGUAGAAAUUCAAACAGAACCUUGUAUCCCACAAAAUAUGUUCGCUCACAUCAACUGUGAAAAUAACACCGUAUCAGUGUUUUGGGAUCCCAGCAACGGCUCAGAGUCAUACCAUGUAACAGCACAAGGAAUCAAUGGCCAUUGGGCCUCCUGCAAUACAACAGGCACUGAAUGUGAGGUCUCUGAUCUGCACUGUGGACUGAACUACUAUAUAACUGUAGAGGCAAUCCGCAUGGAGUGCAACAGCUCACAAAGCUCUGCUUUAACAGUUAAAACAGUACCGUGUGUGCCCCAGAAUGUUGACGCUCACGUGGACUGUGAUGCUGGACAUAUGUCGGUCUCCUGGGAGUUCAGUGAAGGUGCAAUAUCAUACAUGGCUACUGCAGAAGGGAGCAACGUGCAGCAAUGCAGUGCCAAUGAUACACUGUGUGAUAUCACCGACCUGUACUGUGGAGAGACCUACACCCUCUCAGUUUAUGCGAUUGAUGACACCUGUGACAGUGUUGAAAGUCCUUCCGUCACAAGGAGAACAGCCUCGUGCAUCCCACAGAAUGUCCAUGUACAGUUGGACUGUGACACAAACGAUGCCUCAGUGCUGUGGAGCCACACUAAAGGUGCAGUGUCUUACUCUGCCACAGCAGAAGGAAGUGAUGGGCACACAGUUUCCUGUGUGACGGAUAAUAGGGAAUGUCCGAUAACUAACCUACAAUGUGGACAGGAGUAUAAUGUUACUCUGACAGCACGGGACGGUGUGUGUGACAACUCACAAAGCCCUCAGAUUGUAUUCCACACUGGUAAGUCUCUUGUCUGGAAUGGAUAG